Messenger RNA from Cannabis sativa, 474 nucleotides. Its product is annotated as prohibitin-2, mitochondrial-like. Bases 1 to 474 code for a protein of 157 amino acids. Gene Ontology annotation, biological process: mitochondrion organization. Lineage: Eukaryota; Viridiplantae; Streptophyta; Magnoliopsida; Rosales; Cannabaceae. The record is from RefSeq and is a predicted model, not a curated record. The transcript is spliced from 3 exons. Gene Ontology annotation, cellular component: membrane; mitochondrion.
AUGUCGUCAAUAAAUAAUAUAACACAAUUAUCGAGAAAAUCUUUGAAUUCCCUAUUCAUCAGAUCUAUAAAAGCUGAUGGAGCAUUGGAUGUGAGUAGGGAAAUAAGGAAGAUUUUGACUGAGAAGGCUGCCAAUUUCAACAUCGCUCUGGAUAAUGUGUCAAUCAUUGCUGUAACAUUUGGGAGGGAAUUUACAAAUGCAAUUGAGGCCAAACAAGUGGUUGUACAAGAAGCUGAGAGGGCUAAAUUCGUUGUUGAAAAGGCUAAACAAGACAAGAUAAGUGAGGCUACAAGUGCACAACUGAUGAGCAAAACUAUUGCUAACAAUCCGACAAUUAUCACCCUAAGGAAGAUUGAAGCUGGGAGAGAAAUCGCUCGCACAAUAUCAAAAUCUUCCACUAAGGCUUAUCUUAACACGGAUGAUCUCUUGCUGAACCUUCAGGAGAUGAAUUUGGAGCCUGCUGUGAAAAGAUAG